Monopterus albus (swamp eel) is the source of this 429-nucleotide messenger RNA. RefSeq names its product adipocyte enhancer-binding protein 1-like. The annotation marks the transcript as partial. NCBI's taxonomy places the organism in Eukaryota, Metazoa, Chordata, Actinopteri, Synbranchiformes, Synbranchidae. The record is from RefSeq and is a predicted model, not a curated record. The transcript has 3 exons.
CUGAGCGGCUGAAGAAGAAGUGGGAGGAGGAAGAGGAGGAGAGACUGAAGCAGAUCCCAGUGCACGUUGAACCGAAAAAGUGUCCUCCUCUGGGCCUGGAGUCUCACCGGGUUGAAGAUGACCAGCUGCUGGCUUCCUCUCAGUCUCACCAUGGCUUCACGGUUCAGAGAGGACGCCUCAACAUGCAGGGCUCCAACGAUGACAAUGACCUGAACGGCGGCGGUUGGUGCGCAGAUCCAGAGGACAAAACCCACUGGUUCGAGGUUGAUGCCCGCAGAGAGGUGGAGUUCACCGGGGUCAUCACUCAGGGAAGAAACUCGGAGAAAGAGUGAGUUGGGUGAUAAUUGCCUGCGGAUCCAUGACCUCGAGUGACUUCGUUAACAUUACACAGUUAUUGGAUCUAAUGUUGAUAUAGAGAUUCUGAUUACU